Bufo bufo (common toad) is the source of this 716-nucleotide messenger RNA. It is a transcript of the gene ADTRP, whose product is annotated as androgen dependent TFPI regulating protein. NCBI's taxonomy places the organism in Eukaryota, Metazoa, Chordata, Amphibia, Anura, Bufonidae. Gene Ontology annotation, cellular component: membrane; endomembrane system. The coding region runs from base 1 to 690 and encodes 229 amino acids. The transcript has 6 exons. The record is from RefSeq and is a predicted model, not a curated record.
AUGGCCACUUCUGUUCUCCUUUUGUACCACUGCUCUGUGUUUAUCUGGUACUUUUUUCUUGCAUAUUGUCUUUUAACAGUUAGUUCAACAGAACAACCGGCUGGAGUUUUCUUGUAUGGUGGGCCGUGGAAAUACUUAACAGUGCUUAAUGUGGUUUUGCAGACUUUAUUCCAUGCUGUCACUUUUCUGACGGAUCUGCUUCUUCCAAUAAGAGGGAUUAAGUUAGUAAAGUGUAUUAUCUAUUGCAGAGACCUUCUCUUCUCGGUUUUGGCUUUUCCAGCAGCAACUUUUGUCUUUCUGUCCUUUUGGGCUUUGUAUUCCUAUGACAGACAGCUGGUUUACCCUGAGGGCCUGGAUAAAGUCAUUCCUCAAUGGCUUAAUCAUGCUGUGCACACGGCUGUGUUUCCUAUCGCAGUCUUAGAAAUUCUAACAUCUCCACAUCGCUAUCCUCCGAAGAGAAAGGGACUUGCCCUCUUGGGAAUUUGUUCAAUAUCAUAUAUAAGCUGGGUAAUAUGGAUUUACUUUGCUGAUGGGAACUGGGUUUAUCCUUUUCUUGGAAUACUUUCUCCUUUUGAAUUUUUUAUAUUUUUAUUGAGCAGUCAAAUAUUAGCAGCCUCUGUCUAUAUUGUUGGAGAAACACUUAACUAUGUAGUAUGGGGUGAAGUACAGAAUAUGAAAAUUAAAAUGUAACCCUCCACAAGUCAAGCCCUCCAGGG